Molecule: messenger RNA, 513 nt
Organism: Meloidogyne enterolobii
Lineage: Eukaryota; Metazoa; Nematoda; Chromadorea; Rhabditida; Meloidogynidae
Source: the annotation of a GenBank genome assembly
AUGUUGAAUACCCAAGGGAAUAAAAACAAAACAAGGAUUAAAAUUCUCUCUAUUUUUAAGAUACAAAAUUCCCCAACUGUCGACAUAACCAUCAAAGAGCAACAACAAAUAAACUCGAUUUUACCAAUUAUUGAAGCUAAAAAACGUAUUAUGCAUGCAUUUAAUGAUUUGGAUGAUAUAUUCCUUUAUGGUCCGAUUUUGUUUGAAGAAAUAAUUUCAUCUAAUUUUAAUAUUUUUCGUUUAACUGACCAUUUUUCGCCAAAUCCAAGUACAAUAUUUUUCGAUGAAUUAAAUAGUUGCGAAUCUUCAGUACAAACUGAGGGAAUAUUUAAUAGGAGAGUUCAAAAAUGCAUUUUAGUUGACAGAUUCGUGUGUGUUGGUUUAGCUAAAUCUAUGCCUGUUUUUGAGAAAUUGACUUUAUCUGAUCAGGUGUUUUAUGUUCAUUUAUUUUUGACUAUAAUUUGUGUAAAACCGGAAUUUUAUUGCAAAAUAUGUAUGAUUACAAAAUAUUGA